AUGGAGCAACCCCCCGGUUUCAAGGAUUCCAAAAAUCCCGACUUUGUGUGCAAAUUAAAUAAAUUCCUUUAUGGGCUUAAACAAGCCCCUCGAGCCUGGUUUAAUAGAUUAUCUCAAUAUCUACUUCAUAUUGGUUUCAUUUGUAGUAUUGUUGAUCCUUCAUUAUUUAUCCUACGUAAUGAUCAUAUGGUUAUACUUAUGCUUAUUUAUGUGGAUGACAUCGUGCUUACAGGAAAUAAUGAUACUUAUAUCAAUCUUCUCAUUAAUAAACUUGGCAAGGAAUUUGCUCUUAAAGAUCUUGGGGAAUUUCACUUCUUCCUUGGAAUUGAAGUUCAACGAAAUCAACAAGGACCCACGCUUUCUCAAAUUCAAUAUGCUAAAGAACUUCUACACAAAGCAGGACUACUUGAUAGCACCCACUACAAGACACCUAUGGCACUCAAGUCUCAAAUGACACCUAGAGAUUCGGAUCCAGUCAAUGCUACUGAAUACAGUUUGGUGGGUGCUUUACAAUACUUGACUUACACACGACCGGACAUUGUUCACGCUGUCAACAAAGUGUGCCAAACUCUUCAAAAUCCAACAUUUGGAGACAUGAAAGCUGUCAAACGUAUCCUUCGAUAUCUUAAAGGCACUCUUCAUUUUGGUAUUUCUUUUCUAAAACACAGCUCUCUCUCUCUCUAUGGUUUUUGUGACGCAGAUUGGGCUGGUUGUCCUACAACAAGACGAAGUACAACAGGCUAUUGUAUCUUUCUCGGAGCUAACUGUAUAUCGUGGAGUUCGAAAAAGCAGCCAACAAUUUCGCGAUCCAGUACUGUUGCUGAAUACCGUGCUUUAGCAUCCACAACUGCAGAACUAGUAUGGAUACAAUUCCUUCUUCGUGAUAUUGGCAUUCUUCUUCAUUAA
Molecule: messenger RNA, 906 nt
Organism: Mercurialis annua (annual mercury)
Lineage: Eukaryota; Viridiplantae; Streptophyta; Magnoliopsida; Malpighiales; Euphorbiaceae
Exons: 1
Coding region: 1-906 (301 amino acids)
Source: RefSeq, a predicted model, not a curated record